AUGGAUCUCAAGGAAAAUGAGUUGAGGGAAAACGCUGCAGCGGCUGCAGCAGCAGCAGCAGCAGCAGAAGAUGCCACAGCCAACGCACACGCAGCCGACUGCAGCAGGAACUGCCGCAGCAGCAGCGCCAGCAGCUGCUCCUGCAGCAGCAGCAGCAGCGGGGCUGCAGCGCCGUCCGUAGUGAGCACCAAGCCACAAACUGCAGCAGCAGCAGCAGCUUUAGCUGCUACUGCUGCAGCUGCACCCACCAUCGGGACAGCAGCGGCUGCUGCUGGUGGCUCUGCUGCAGCAGCAGCAGCAAAUGAGCCACAUGAAGCAGCAGCAGCAGAACAAAGCUGCUGCUGUGGCCCGAGAGAAAUUUCGGCAGAAGCUGCUGCUGGCAACACCUCCUGCCCCCCCCAAACCCCAAAUCCAAUUUAUGACACAAAGACAGAAGACCCUUCUUUGGGAGACCCCCGGGGGGCCCCCCCGGGGGCCCCUCUAGAGGGUACCCGGGGGACCCACCUGGGGGGCCCCCCGAGGGGCCCCCCGGGGGGCCCCCCGGGGGGCCCCCCAGGGGGGCCCCCCCGGGGCCCCCAGGGAGGCCCCCAGAGGGGCCUCAGCCUGGGGGCCGGGCCCGCGGGCGACUUGACGGACCUCGUGGACGCGCUGUGGGCGCAGCGCCGCCGCAGGGCCCUUCAGCAGCAGCAGCAGCAGCAGCAGCAGGAGGGGGGGCUGCUGCAGCAGCAAACAGAGGAAGCAGCAGCAGACCACGCAGGCGCGCAGCACGCGAGGGCCAAACACAGAGCAGCAAAAAGGAGAAGAUGA
Messenger RNA from Eimeria tenella, 807 nucleotides. RefSeq lists its product as uncharacterized. NCBI's taxonomy places the organism in Eukaryota, Apicomplexa, Conoidasida, Eucoccidiorida, Eimeriidae. The record is from RefSeq and is a predicted model, not a curated record. The transcript has 2 exons. The coding region runs from base 1 to 807 and encodes 268 amino acids.